UUCCAUUUCCCGUGCUUUCAGGCAAGCAAGUUGCUUUUUUUGAAUUUGGCCAAUUGGUAGCCUACCAAUCCUUCAACGCCCACAAAGGCUGCUUGUAACAAACGGGGCCAUCAUAAAUGAGCGACGUAGCCUACUUUUUUGUAUUCUCACCUGUCAUCAUAUCAAACGGAGGUUAGCAUCCAUCUGAGAGAAAGGCUUUUACAGGAAGUCUGAGGUGAGUCCUUUCUGCCAUUUUACACGUUUUUAAGAAGUUUUCAAGAAGAUGUGCACCUUCAUUCUACAGCGGCUGCUGAUUUUGCGAACUUCUCUGCAACUUUCCGGUCCUGAGAAAGAUCAAGCUGUUGUCUACACUUCCACUGAGGACCAGGACACCAUAUAACUUAUGUUGUUGAAUAAUUGAAACCAUGGAUGAUCAACAUAAUCUACCGGAUAAGAUGGGGAAAGAAGUUCAACACUCUCCUGGGAAACAGCUACAAAUUAUGGAAGGUCUCAAAAGUAGACUGUAUCCAUACCAGGUUGAAGGUUUUGAGUUCUUUCACAAUGCACACAGAGAGGGUAGAAAGGGUGUUAUUUUAGCAGAUGAAAUGGGUCUUGGAAAAUCUAUUCAAGUCAUCUCAUUUUUGGCCAAUUUUGCUCAUCUGAACAAAAACAUCCCAAGCAUACUGUUAGUAGUGCCUGCAAAUUUAUUAGAUGAUUGGGUUAGCAAGAUACAGGACUGGGCCCCUUGGAUGAAAUGCCUGAAAUACCAUCAAUCAGAGCAGUGUCAAGCCACAAACCUGAGCAAAGUGAAAAGAAAUGGAGGGUUACUUAUCACCACAUACAGCACAGUUGUCAGGCAUGAAAAAGAACUGUCAUAUUUGCAUUCUAGUCCCUAUUGCUGGAAUUUUGUGGUAUUUGAUGAAGCACACAGGCUCAAAAAUGAAAAGACAAAGACCUACAAAGUGGCAUUGUCGGUCCAAGCCCAUUUUCGGAUUCUUCUUACUGGCACUCCAAUCCAGAACAAUCUCAAGGAACUCUGGAACCUGUUGACUAUUAUUUCUGAGACAUGCCUGGUGGGAACAUACCAAACAUUCAGGAAGAACUUUGAGAACCCAAUAACUCGAGGGCGGGAGGCUGAUGCAAGGGCAGAUGAAAGGGCCCUGACUCAGGAACUGAUGGAAUGUCUCCAAAAGACAAUGAAACCAGUCUGGCUCAGGCGCACUAAAGAAAAGUUGCCCAAGCUGCCAGACAAACGUGAGUUUGUGCUCUGGACCAAGCUUACCCCUGAGCAGGAAGCCAAUUACCGUGACCAAUUGUCAGUUAAUAAGGCACCUGAUGCCCCCUCAAAUCUUUUGCUUUUACACAAUUUGCGGAAGAUCUGUUGUUGCUCCAGACAGUUUGAUGGACAUGAUUUGAAUUCUGCUGAAUCCCAAACCACACAUUCUGGAAAACUUGCCAUAUUGAUCGCUAUGCUGAAGAAACUUUCUUCUAAAGGACAUAAGAUUCUGGUGUUUUUUCAGUAUAUCAAAACACUCAAAAUUGCCAUGCACAGUCUUAUGCAAACAGACUGGGGAAAAAGAACUGUUUUGUUCAUGGAUGGAACUGUUGCACUCCACCAACGUAUGAUGUUGCUUAAGUCCUUCCAGAAUGGAUCACAAAGCAUCCUUUUGCUCACAGUUCAAGUUGGGGCUGAGGGCUUAAACCUCACAACUGCUGAUCGUGUCAUUAUCAUGGAACCUUCCUGGAAUCAAUCAACAGAUGCCCAGGCAGUAGAUCGGGUACACAGAAUUGGACAAAGGAGAGAAGUGGAAGUCUAUCGUUUGAUCACUUGUGGGACAGUGGAAGAGAAAAUAUAUCGUAGGCAGUUAUUCAAAGGCUCACUGGCUCGACAGGCAGUUGGGGAUGACCAGAAUCCUUUGAGACACUUCACUCGUUCAGAGUUAAUGGAGCUUAACAGUCUUGGAGAGACUCAAUACUCUGCCACCCAGUUACAGCUGGAACAUCAUAAUUCUAAACGGCUUAGUGCUGAGGAAAUCCUCGGGAAGCAGUUAGGAGAACAGAUUUCUGGCAGCAUAUGCGGGAUUUCUGAUCAUGGCAAGCUUCUUAAGGCCAGUCAAGGUGAGGACUUAGAGGCAGAAAUGGAAAAGCUGCACAUUGCUGAUGAAGUUCAGAGAAGUAAAGACAAGAUUGAUGGUGAGGCCCACCUCAACUGUCAAAUAGCAUUUGUUGAUGCACAUAGACAUCAUAACUAUCCACGAAAAUCACUGGGUGUACAUCUAAAAGGGAAAAAGGUUUUCUCUAGAGAAUCUGCUUAUUCAAAACUGUACCAUGAGAAAUCUCCAGGGUUGCCUCGGAAAUAUAAAUGCUUUUCCUCUCCAUUCUCUGCUAGAGUACAGAAAAAAAGACGUAAAACAUGUCCACUUAAGUAUGAUUCAGAUCAAGGUUGUUAUCCUGAAGCCACCCAAGCAGAUAGAGGUGAAACGGGCAACUCUAAUUCACCCAGAGAUCCAGAAAAUGCAGAUGUUUUAACUCCAGAAACUACUUUCACAGAUGACAGGUCAGAAUCUAGUUUUGCAGACAACAAUAGUCAACAAACUUCUACAUGGCACUCUAGGGACAAAGAUAGUGAAGUACAUCCUGACAGCAUAAUUGAAGUGGACAGUUCAGAUUCAUUCACAGAUAGUCCUAUAAAGAACAGUGUGACAAAGAGUGCUGACAUUGUAGACAUCUCUUUAAAUAUAAGUAUUAUUCAUUUAUCAAGCCCCAAGGAUGUGUCUACAGGUGCCAGUUUGCAUUCAGCUGUUAAAUCAAAGGAUCAAAGAUCAGAUCUGACUGUUGUGCAAACUCCUAGAUCAGCACCAUUACCAGGAAACAACUCAUUCAACUCUGCAAUAACUUCUCUGCCCAGAACACUAUGUAUGGGGAAAUCACCACAGAUUCCAGAUGCAUACACUUCCAGUGAUCCCAUAGAGCCCCCCAAAGAAAAGGAUAAAACAGGCAACUCCAUUUUAUCCAGUGAUCCAGAUGAGUCAAAACAUAUGCCUCCAGAAAGUAUUUUCGGAGAUAAUAAUGUUCCAGGAAUCUAUUUUAAAUUGGAAUCCAAUGAUGAAGGCAGAAAAACUGAUCCCCACAGCACACAGGCACUUCAGUAUGACAUAGACCAAGGAUCACUUUUAAAGGACAACACUCUCCGUAUGAUGGCAAAUGAUGCUCAGAUUGGAGAACCACUGCAGAAAACCACAGAUGAAGGUAGUGAGAGGAGUGAAAUGAGCAUCUCUGUUUCUAGCCCUCCACUGGAGAGGUCUGGAACACCCAAUAACAACACAGAGUCUAGCUUAUCAGACAACAACAGUCCACACAAUCUUACACCAGACUCUGUUAUUGAAGGUAAUGAAGUUCAGCAUUCUGAUUCACUCACAGAUAAUACACGUGAUGACAUUGUUCUUGUGUCCCCGGAAGAGAAAAACACACUGAACCACACUGUCACAAAUAUUGAUGACAGUAGAGCUAUGACUUUAAAUACAUCUGGACAACAUUGCCCUAGCCCUGAGCUUCUGGCAGCAACAGAAGUUACUUUACAUUUUGAGGUAAAAUCACAGGAUCAAACACUAAAGCCUAGUGUGGCCCACAACUCUAAAUCAAAAGCUUGCUCAUCACCUGAAAGGUAUUAUGACCUUUUAAGAGAAGUCCAUACACCAAAACAACAACAAAGUCCCUACCAGGCCCCCAAGUCAUCAUCACCACAUCUGCAACCUAUCUCCUUGUGUGAUUACUCACUUACACCAGGAUCCAUAUCUGUGCCCAGUACACCAGGCAUGGAGGAAUUCCUACAGGUUGCAGGUGUAUGUGUUGGCAGCAAUGCUGUAGAUCCUCAAACAGAGAAGAGUAAAAAGGGUGGCUCUGCUUUAUUCAGAGAGUCACGCAAUUCAGAUGACGGAGGUCCAGAUGAUGUUUUCAGAAUUGGCAGCGCAUCUGGAAACUCUGUAACAGUCAACUACAAUGAAGAGUCUACUUCAUCAAACAGCUACCGUACACCCAGUCUUAUAUUGGACUCUGUUGAUGAAGGAAGUGAAGCUGACCUUGGUGACACCUAUGAGGUGACCAGAUUAGACUCUAACAAACAAGAUGAAAGUGAUGAGAGUGCUUCAGCAUCCCUUGAAGAGACCAGUUCUAAAAAGGACAGUUUGAUACUGAUCACUGACACUAAAACUCUCACUUUAAAUGUCAUUGCUCCUCCUUGUGCAAGCCUCAAGACGGUGUCUAUAACAGAUAACAGUUUGCCUUCAGAUGUUGAAACACAGGAUCCAGGACAAGAGCUGGGUGAUGCUAAGACUUCUAGACAAGAACCACCACCCAUAAUAAGCUAUGAAAUUUCUGCAGAGGUUCAAUCAAGAGAAGUGUUGAGCCCUACCCAGGUCCUUACACCACUUUCAUUAUUUCCAUCACCUGUUGUCUUUCCAUGUGAUCAGUCACUUACUGCUGGGUCCAUGUCUGUGCCCGGUACACCACACAUGGAGGAAACACCACAGGUUUCUGUUGUAGGCCCUGAUGGUGAUAGUGAAGCCCCCCAAACAGAGGAGUGUGAAGGAAAAAAUGGUACCUCAUCCAGAGAUCCACACAAAUCAGAUGACAUACUUUCAGAACAUGCUGCUGGACAUGACAGUGUAGUGGAAAACAGACAUGUCCACAAUACUGCAGCGAAUAAUUUAGCAGACAUAAGCAUUCCACAAAACCUGACACCGAACUCCAGUGACAAAAGCAGAAGUAAAGAUCUGGAGGCAGAAUUUGAAAAGUUUCACACUGGGGAGACUGAAUACGAAGCCCACCUCCAAUGUCAAGAAAUGUCUGCUGAUGAAAAUGAUAAGAGUCCUGAUCAUUGUAAAACUAUGUUACCACAAAAAUCACUGGGUUUCCACCUCCAAGGGAAGAAAAAUUACGCAAGUGGCAAUGGUCGCAAUAGUCCCAGUGUUAAUGUCUGUAGAAAAUCUGUCAUCAAACCAAUUUAUUCAAAACGGCACAGUGAGAAGACUCCAGGGUUGCCUCAAAAAUAUAUAUGCUUUUCCUCUCCAUUCUCUAAUUCAGCUAUGAGGAAGAGACAUAGUGCACGGACACUUCAGUAUGACUUAGACCAAGGAUCUGUCCCUCUUUCAAAAGCCAACACUCUCUGUAUGAUGGCAAAUGAUGCUCAGAUUGGAGAACCACUGCAGAAAACCACAGAUGAAGGUAGUGAGAGGAGUGAAAUGAGCAUCUCUGUCUCUAGCCCUCCACUGGAGAUCUCUGGAACACCCAAUAACAACACAGAGUCUAGCUUAUCAGACAACAACAGUCCACACAAUCUUACACCGGACUCUGUUAUUGAAGGCAAUGAAGUUCAUCAUUCUGACUCACUAACAGAUAAUAAAAGUGAUAACAUUGUGCUUGUGUCCCCGGAAGAGAAAAGCUUACUGAAACACACUGCCACACAUAUUGACAGUGGAACUUUUACUUCAAAUACAAGUGGACACAGUUCCCCAGGCCUUGAGCCUGUGACAGCAACAGAUGAUACUUUAUGUUUAGAGGUAAAAUCACAGGAUUCAACACUUAGUGUGGCUCAUACCACUAGAACAAAAGCUUGCUCAUCACUGGAAAGGAAUUGUGACCUUUUAAGAGAGAUCCAGUCAUCAAAACUAUUACAAAGUCCUUACCAGGCCUCCAAGCCAUCAUCUCCACAUUUGCAACCUAUCUCCUUAUGUGAUUACUCACUUACACCUGGAUCCAUCAUGUCCCAUGUGCCCAGUACACCAAGCAUGAAGGAAUUCCCACAACUUUUAGGUGUAUGCCUUGGCAGUAAUGCUGUAGACCCUCAAACAGAGAAGAGUGAAAAGAGUAACUGUACCUCAUUAACAGAUUCCAACAAUUCAGAUUGCAUGCUUCCAGAAGGUAUAUCCGAAAUUGGCAGAUUAUCUGAAAACUCUGGAACAGUCAACUACAAUGGAGAGUCCCGUUCAUCAGACAACAACUGCCCACUCAGUCUUAUACUGGACUCGCUUGAUAAAGGCAAGAAUAAGAUGGAGAGUUUGGUACCGAUCAGCAACACUGAAACUCUCACUUUAAAUGCACCUUUUCUUCCUUGCUCAAGCCCCAAGGCUGUAUCCGUAACAAAUGCCAGUUUAGAUAUAACAUCACUGUAUCCAACUUCAGAGCUGAAUGUUGUUUCAGCACCACCACAAUGGAUGCCACUGGAGACUGUUGUAGAGGAUGCAGUAGUAGACACGAGAGGUGAUUGCUGGUUGUCCUCUGAUCAGCUGGAUAUAUGUUCAUCUAAUAGAUCGGACUUGGUUUCCAGUGAUGAAACAGACCAAAAUCUCAUGGAAGAGACUGUUAAUGAUGUGAAAUCUGUCUCUUUAAAUGUCAACCGUGAUGGUUCCCCAGGGUCUGAUACCAAAGCUAUCCUGAUAACACACAGCACAUUUUUUGCAGAAAUUCAAUCACUAGGACAACUGGAUCCUACCCAGUCUACUAAGCCAUCUUCACCAACACUUCCCUUAUCCUGUGACUCGCUCACUUCUAAAUCAAUGUAUUUGCCCAGUGCACCACACCCAUGCAAAACACAACAGGCUUUAGGUGCAUCCCACAGUCCCAAAGAAAUCAUACAUGAACCAGAGAUUAAAAAUAGUUUGGCUAGUAGAAAAACAGAGACCCUAGUUGGGUUCCAUACACCCAGUCUUAUACUGGAAUUUGUUGAUGAAGGACGUGAAGCUGACUUUGGUGACACCUAUGAGAUGGCCAGGUUAGACUCUACCAGACAAGAUGAAAAUGAUGAGAGUGCUUCAGCAUCCCUUGAAGAGACCAGUCCUAAAAAGGACAGUUUGAUACUGAUCACUGACACUAAAACUCUCACUUUAAAUGUCAUUGCUCCUCCUUGUGCAAGCCCCAAGACUGUGUCUAUAACAGAUAACAGUUUGCCUUCAGAUGUUGAAACACAGGAUCCAGGACAAGAGCUGGGUGAUGCCAAGACUUCUAGACAAGAACCACCACCCAUAAAAAGCUAUGACAUUUCUGCAGAGGUUCAAUCAAGAGAAGUGUUGAGCCCUACCCAGGUCCUUACACCACUUUCAUUAUUUCCAUCACCUGUUGUCUUUCCAUGUGAUCAGUCACUUACUGCUGAGCCCAUGUCUGUGCCCGGUACACCACACAUGGAGGAAACACCACAGGUUUCUGUUGUAGGCCCUGAUGGUGAUGGUGUAGCCCCCCAAACAGAGGAGUGUGAAGGAAAAAAUGGUACCUCAUCCAGAGAUCCACACAAAUCAAAUGACAUACUUUCAGAACAUGCUGCUGGACAUGACAGUGUAGUGGAAAACAGACAUGUCCACAAUACUGCAGCGAAUAAUUUAGCAGACAUAAGCAUUCCACAAAACCUGACACCGAACUCCAGUGACAAAAGCAGAAGUAAAGAUCUGGAGACAGAAUUUGAAAAGUUUCACACUGGGGAGACUGAAUACGAAGCCCACCUCCAGUGUCAAGAAGUGUCUGCUGAUGAAGAUUAUAAGAGUCCUGAUCAUUGUAAAACUAAGUUACCACAAAAAUCACUGGGUUCCCACCUCCAAGGAAAGAAAAAUGAUGCAGGUGGCAAUGGUCGCAAUAGUCCCAGUGUUAAUGUCUGUAGAAAAUCUGUCAUCAAACCAAUUUAUUCAAAAUGGCACAGUGAGAAGACUCCAGGGUUGCCUCAAAAAUAUAUAUGCUUUUCCUCUCCAUUCUCUAAUUCAGCUAUGAGGAAGAGACAUAGUGCACGGACACUUCAGUAUGACUUAGACCAAGGAUCUGUCCCUCUUUCAAAAGCCAACACUCUCUGUAUGAUGGCAAAUGAUGCUCAGAUUGGAGAACCACUGCAGAAAACCACAGAUGAAGGUAGUGAGAGGAGUGAAAUGAGCAUCUCUGUCUCUAGCCCUCCACUGGAGAUCUCUGGAACACCCAAUAACAACACAGAGUCUAGCUUAUCAGACAACAACAGUCCACACAAUCUUACACCGGACUCUGUUAUUGAAGGCAAUGAAGUUCAUCAUUCUGACUCACUAACAGAUAAUAAAAGUGAUAACAUUGUGCUUGUGUCCCCGGAAGAGAAAAGCUUACUGAAACACACUGCCACACAUAUUGACAGUGGAACUUUUACUUCAAAUACAAGUGGACACAGUUCCCCAGGCCUUGAGCCUGUGACAGCAACAGAUGAUACUUUAUGUUUAGAGGUAAAAUCACAGGAUUCAACACUUAGUGUGGCUCAUACCACUAGAACAAAAGCUUGCUCAUCACUGGAAAGGAAUUGUGACCUUUUAAGAGAGAUCCAGUCAUCAAAACUAUUACAAAGUCCUUACCAGGCCUCCAAGCCAUCAUCUCCACAUUUGCAACCUAUCUCCUUAUGUGAUUACUCACUUACACCUGGAUCCAUCAUGUCCCAUGUGCCCAGUACACCAAGCAUGAAGGAAUUCCCACAACUUUUAGGUGUAUGCCUUGGCAGUAAUGCUGUAGACCCUCAAACAGAGAAGAGUGAAAAGAGUAACUGUACCUCAUUAACAGAUUCCAACAAUUCAGAUUGCAUGCUUCCAGAAGGUAUAUCCGAAAUUGGCAGAUUAUCUGAAAACUCUGGAACAGUCAACUACAAUGGAGAGUCCCGUUCAUCAGACAACAACUGCCCACUCAGUCUUAUACUGGACUCGCUUGAUAAAGGCAAGAAUAAGAUGGAGAGUUUGGUACCGAUCAGCAACACUGAAACUCUCACUUUAAAUGCACCUUUUCUUCCUUGCUCAAGCCCCAAGGCUGUAUCCGUAACAAAUGCCAGUUUAGAUAUAACAUCACUGUAUCCAACUUCAGAGCUGAAUGUUGUUUCAGCACCACCACAAUGGAUGCCACUGGAGACUGUUGUAGAGGAUGCAGUAGUAGACACGAGAGGUGAUUGCUGGUUGUCCUCUGAUCAGCUGGAUAUAUGUUCAUCUAAUAGAUCGGACUUGGUUUCCAGUGAUGAAACAGACCAAAAUCUCAUGGAAGAGACUGUUAAUGAUGUGAAAUCUGUCUCUUUAAAUGUCAACCGUGAUGGUUCCCCAGGGUCUGAUACCAAAGCUAUCCUGAUAACACACAGCACAUUUUUUGCAGAAAUUCAAUCACUAGGACAACUGGAUCCUACCCAGUCUACUAAGCCAUCUUCACCCACACUUCCCUUAUCCUGUGACUCGCUCACUUCUAAAUCAAUGUAUUUGCCCAGUGCACCACACCCAUGCAAAACACAACAGGCUUUAGGUGCAUCCCACAGUCCCAAAGAAAUCAUACAUGAACCAGAGAUUAAAAAUAGUUUGGCUAGUAGAAAAACAGAGACCCUAGUUGGGUUCCAUACACCCAGUCUUAUACUGGAAUUUGUUGAUGAAGGACGUGAAGCUGACUUUGGUGACACCUAUGAGAUGGCCAGGUUAGACUCUACCAGACAAGAUGAAAAUGAUGAGAGUGCUUCAGCAUCCCUUGAAGAGACCAGUCCUAAAAAGGACAGUUUGAUACUGAUCACUGACACUAAAACUCUCACUUUAAAUGUCAUUGCUCCUCCUUGUGCAAGCCCCAAGACUGUGUCUAUAACAGAUAACAGUUUGCCUUCAGAUGUUGAAACACAGGAUCCAGGACAAGAGCUGGGUGAUGCCAAGACUUCUAGACAAGAACCACCACCCAUAAAAAGCUAUGACAUUUCUGCAGAGGUUCAAUCAAGAGAAGUGUUGAGCCCUACCCAGGUCCUUACACCACUUUCAUUAUUUCCAUCACCUGUUGUCUUUCCAUGUGAUCAGUCACUUACUGCUGAGCCCAUGUCUGUGCCUGGUACACCACACAUGGAGGAAACACCACAGGUUUCUGUUGUAGGCCCUGAUGGUGAUGGUGUAGCCCCCCAAACAGAGGAGUGUGAAGGAAAAAAUGGUACCUCAUCCAGAGAUCCACACAAAUCAAAUGACAUACUUUCAGAACAUGCUGCUGGACAUGACAGUGUAGUGGAAAACAGACAUGUCCACAAUACUGCAGCGAAUAAUUUAGCAGACAUAAGCAUUCCACAAAACCUGACACCGAACUCCAGUGACAAAAGCAGAAGUAAAGAUCUGGAGACAGAAUUUGAAAAGUUUCACACUGGGGAGACUGAAUACGAAGCCCACCUCCAGUGUCAAGAAGUGUCUGCUGAUGAAGAUUAUAAGAGUCCUGAUCAUUGUAAAACUAAGUUACCACAAAAAUCACUGGGUUCCCACCUCCAAGGAAAGAAAAAUGAUGCAGGUGGCAAUGGUCGCAAUAGUCCCAGUGUUAAUGUCUGUAGAAAAUCUGUCAUCAAACCAAUUUAUUCAAAACGGCACAGUGAGAAGACUCCAGGGUUGCCUCAAAAAUAUAUAUGCUUUUCCUCUCCAUUCUCUAAUUCAGCUAUGAGGAAGAGACAUAGUGCACGGACACUUCAGUAUGACUUAGACCAAGGAUCUGUCCCUCUUUCAAAAGCCAACACUCUCUGUAUGAUGGCAAAUGAUGCUCAGAUUGGAGAACCACUGCAGAAAACCACAGAUGAAGGUAGUGAGAGGAGUGAAAUGAGCAUCUCUGUCUCUAGCCCUCCACUGGAGAUCUCUGGAACACCCAAUAACAACACAGAGUCUAGCUUAUCAGACAACAACAGUCCACACAAUCUUACACCGGACUCUGUUAUUGAAGGCAAUGAAGUUCAUCAUUCUGACUCACUAACAGAUAAUAAAAGUGAUAACAUUGUGCUUGUGUCCCCGGAAGAGAAAAGCUUACUGAAACACACUGCCACACAUAUUGACAGUGGAACUUUUACUUCAAAUACAAGUGGACACAGUUCCCCAGGCCUUGAGCCUGUGACAGCAACAGAUGAUACUUUAUGUUUAGAGGUAAAAUCACAGGAUUCAACACUUAGUGUGGCUCAUACCACUAGAACAAAAGCUUGCUCAUCACUGGAAAGGAAUUGUGACCUUUUAAGAGAGAUCCAGUCAUCAAAACUAUUACAAAGUCCUUACCAGGCCUCCAAGCCAUCAUCUCCACAUUUGCAACCUAUCUCCUUAUGUGAUUACUCACUUACACCUGGAUCCAUCAUGUCCCAUGUGCCCAGUACACCAAGCAUGAAGGAAUUCCCACAACUUUUAGGUGUAUGCAUUGGCAGUAAUGCUGUAGAACCUCAAACAGAGAAGACCGAAAAGAGUAAUUGUACCUCAUUAACAGAUUCAAACAAUUCAGAUUGCAUGCUUCCAGAAGGUAUAUCCGAAACUGGCAGAUUAUCUGAAAACUCUGGAACAGUCAACUACAAUGAAGAGUCCCGUUCAUCAGACAACAACUGCCCACUCAGUCUUAUACUGGACUCGCUUGAUAAAGGCAAGAAUAAGAUGAACAGUUUGGUACAGAUCAGCAACACUGAAACUCUCACUUUAAAUGCACCUUCUCUUCCUUGCUCAAGCUACAAGGCUGUAUCUGUAACAAAUGCCAGUUUAGAUAUAACAUCAUUAUAUCCAACUUCAGAGCUGAAUGUUGUUUCAGCACCACCACAAUGGAUGCCACUGGAGGCUGUUGUACAGCAAACUUCCACAGCAAAAUCAUGCUCUGGAAUGAAAAUGACACUUGAAGAGAAUUGUAAAGCUGUGGAUGUAAAAACAUUCUUAGACUUCUCUAAAGAAAUGUUGGAUGCAAUUGAGGAUCUGAAUGAGGCCAAAAUGGAACUUGCAGAUAAGAGUGAAUUAGAUAAUGCUAACAGUCCUCACAAACCUAAGGCUGAAUCCACUGGCAAUACCAAGGUUGCUCUUGAUGAGCCUGCACCACACAGUUUUACAGAUAAAGUUAUAAUAACAGUGACUCACAAUACCAGAGCAGAUUUAUCUUUGGUAAAAUUAGAGGAUUCAGUAGUAGACACAAGAGGCGAUUGCUGGUUGUCCUCUGAUCACCUGGAUAUUUGUUCAUCAAAUAGAUCUGACUUGGUUUCCAGUGAUGAAACAGACCAAAAUCUCAUGGAGGAGACUGUUGAUGAUGUAAAAUCUGUCUCUUUAAAUGUCAACCAUGAUGGUUCCCCAGGGUCUGAUACCAAAGCUAUCCCCAUAACACACAGCAACUAUUUUGCAGAAAUUCAAUCACUAGGACAACUGGAUCCUACCCAGACUACUAAACCAUUUUCACCAACACUUUCCUUAUGCUGUGACUCACUCACUUCUAAAUCAAUGUAUUUGCCCAAUGCACCACACCCAUGCAAAACACAACAGGUUUUAGGUGCAUCCUACAGUCCCAAAGAAAUCAUACAUGAAUCAGAGAUUAAAAAUAGUUUGGCUAGUAGAAAAACAGAGACCCUAGUAAUUAGUAUUGAUGAACAUACCAAGAGACUGGCCAAAAGGAAAAAGAGGAACAAAAGUCUGUCAUUUCAAAGGAGACUAACGUAUUUCCCCUCAGUGUUCUAUCGAAAACACAUAAAGAAAAUAGUUGUAUCAAAACAUAAUGAUCAAAGUCCUCAACGGUUACAGUCAUUCUGCAAGACAGAGAGAACAACUGACCCAGAAUGCAUUGUUUCUCAUUCAGAGGAGUCUGUGUCUAGGCAGUGGAAGGUUGCAGGAGUUUCUGCUUCUUUAAUGUCUACUAAUUGUUCAUCUGCAUUAGCUUCAGAUAUAGACAUUUCUGAGUCAGAUCAUUUCAGAUCAGGCAAUAAUGCUGAAGGUGUUGUGAGUGCACAUGUGAUGCAUCAUGACAUUACUGAGCCUGAGCUAACACCAAAGAGAGAAUGCUUCCGUUUGCUCCGACAGUUGAAAGAUCUGUAAGAUGUUUUACUCUGGUGUAAAAUAAAACACUUUUUCAAAAAGUUGAAAGCAGAUUUCCCAAAGUCAGAUUUCACUAGUGGGGUCUCCCUUGAAACCCCACUAGUGAAAUAUGACUUUGGGAAAUCUGCUUUUAACUUUUUUGCUCCUUAUAAGUGGAACAAACUGCAAGAAAGUCUGAAACCAAGCCUAUUUGAAUCAGUUGAUCAUUUUAGGUGUUUUCUUAAUGACAUGGGUACAGUGCUCCUGUUUGAGGGACAAGAAAAGAAACCUCGUUUUUAUUUGUUUUAUGUUUUUAUUUAAUUAUUUUAUUUUUUCUAUUCUGUUUGUUCUUACAUUUGUAUUGUAUUCUUCUUGGAUUCAAUUUUGUAUUUUUGUACUCUGUCUUCUUUGGACUGUUUGUCAUCAGGGAUUUGCUGUAAAAGAGCUCUCUAUGCUCAGUCAAAUUUCCCUGAAUAAAUAAAUUACAUAAAUAAUACAUUACAUAAAAUGAACAAUCUUAA
Molecule: messenger RNA, 13264 nt
Organism: Alosa sapidissima (American shad)
Lineage: Eukaryota; Metazoa; Chordata; Actinopteri; Clupeiformes; Clupeidae
Exons: 4
Coding region: 405-12764 (4119 amino acids)
Molecular function (GO): DNA translocase activity; ATP binding; ATP-dependent chromatin remodeler activity
Source: RefSeq, a predicted model, not a curated record